GUAGAAACGGAAGCUGAAAACCAAAACAAAACUGUAAAUUUUGCAGUUAUAAAGUAAAAUUAAUAAUAAUUAUACACAAAAUAAACAAAAUUAAAAUGGAAAUAACACUGGCCAUUAUUAAACCUCAUGUAGUGCGUAAUACCGUAGCCUUCCAGGCUUUAAAACGUUUAAUAAAAGAACAUUUUAAAAUACUAGACUCCAAAGAAGUGCACAUUACGAAACAACUAUCGGAAAAGUUUUAUGAAGAGCACAAGGGUAAAUUCUUCUAUAAUCGUUUAAUAACCUUUAUGGGAAGUGGUCCCAGUUAUGCUUUAAUAUUACAAUCACAAGACAGCAUUUCCAAGUGGAGAGGUUUGAUGGGCCCUACCAAAGUCUAUAAGGCUGUGUAUUCAAAUCCAGACUGUAUAAGAGCCAUUUAUGGUCUUUCGGAUACGCGCAAUGCUUGCCAUGGUUCGGAUAGUGUGGAAUCAGCUUUAAGGGAAAUAUCUAUAUUAUUUCCAGAUUUCAAUAAAGAUGUCUUAACAUCAGAGAACAGCUGAUGGGUGUAAAAGAAAACAUCUGGGUGUUUAUUUUUUGCUUCAGCUGUGGGUGUUGUCUUUGUGGCGUUGAAAAAUCGCUAGUUUUUUGCAAACUAUGAA
Messenger RNA from Lucilia sericata (common green bottle fly), 638 nucleotides. RefSeq names its product nucleoside diphosphate kinase 6 (gene nmdyn-D6). Gene Ontology annotation, molecular function: nucleoside diphosphate kinase activity. Lineage: Eukaryota; Metazoa; Arthropoda; Insecta; Diptera; Calliphoridae. The record is from RefSeq and is a predicted model, not a curated record. Gene Ontology annotation, biological process: negative regulation of oxidative stress-induced intrinsic apoptotic signaling pathway; UTP biosynthetic process; GTP biosynthetic process. The transcript has 2 exons. Bases 96 to 539 code for a protein of 147 amino acids.